GGAAAAUAAAGUAGAAUAUGAAACUGAAAGAAGAGGUUUGUUUUGUUCUUUUUACAGCCACGAAGUCAGUCUUUUCUUAAAACAUUAGCCUAUUGCAUGUUUCCGUGAAAAAGAACAACAGGAUCUCGGUGACCGAAGAACUCUGGUGAACACAUAUUUUAUCAAACAGUAAAAAUGGCUAAAGAGUUUCAGCUUGUCAUUUUAGCAGUCACCUUAUGUUUGGCUGUUACUAUGGUUACAUCUUAUGAUGGUGAAUUAGAUCCGUUCGAUAUGAUCAACUUUGAUCCUAGCACCAUGAAGAUGAAUAAGAAGUCAAAGAAAGUCACUGUAGAUACAGAUCCAAAUAAUCCAGAGAAGCCGGACAAUCCACCUCCAGGAAAGAAUAUAAACAGUCCAGUGGAAACACUUAAUAAAGAUAGCAUGUCCAACAAUCCACCCCAGGAAAAGAUGAUAAGAAUUCCGGUUGAAACUCUAAAUAAAGAUGCCACCCCCCGACAAAAGAUGGACAUCACUAAAUGUCCUAUCCGAGUAUCUACAGCCUCUCUUUUAUUUCGUCAAUAUGUUAAUACUUUGUUAUAUCAUCUAAAAGGAAAGGUGUAUGAAGGGGGCGCUGUUGAAUUUGAUCUGCGUCUGAUCUUAGAUAAUGCCGACUUGAAUAAAUUACAGCGUUACAGUGACAGUCAAACGGAGAUGGACCUGAACACGGCACAUGAAAUUCUUACUCGGAUGAUACAAACAAUUAAAGAAGUUCCUAUUGGUGGAAAAACCAGUCGACAUUUAUGGAUUGAGGAUAGACUGGGAAUUUCCAUUGAAAAGCUUUUACAUGUAUUGUUGAUUAUAGGUCUGAUUGUAGUCAUAGCAACGAUAAUGGUUCAUCUGAAAUUUAACAAAUAUCAACUCAUGUAUUAUUUGUUUAUAUUGGUGUUUAUUGUCAGUGUCUGUCUCACAUGGUACAGCUUAUACAAGAGAGAAGUAUCAAAACAACAUUAUGCAGUGAGUAAAGAAAUGCCAGAACACUGUAAAAGUCGUGAAGAUAAGGAGUCAGGUUUUUUAUCAGUGACCUGGUCAUGGAUGGUGUCACAAGUCACGUUUCAGAAAGAUGAAUGUAUAGAUUACUACGAACAGCUUCUGAUUGAUCCCAUCGUAAAAGUUUCCCCAAUCGAGGCUUUAGCUGUAACAGCAGUACGGUUCUUUGUAACACCUUUACGUCAUAUCGCUGAGGGCUUGAGUGAUUUUACUAGAACAUUAUUGAAAGAUCUACCUAUACAACUAUGGCCGAUAGUCUUGGUCAUCAUGACUAUCUUCGGUUUCUUGGUUUUGUUUAUGGGUUUUGGAUAUCGAGUUGGUAUGCCGUUUGGUAUGUUAACCAUUGAACCAGGACGAAGAGACCGUAAUAUAGAGAUUCAGGCUCUAGAUGACAGAUAUAGAAUCAAGAUGGAAGAGCAGAUGAAGCAGGUCCAAAAAAUGUUACAAAAUGUUCUAGACCAUCAAUCUAAUCCUGCUAUACAAUAUUCUGGCGGUGGGGGAGAUGCACCAAGUUCAAAAUCUCCCCAAAAGGAUGUACGAGCUAAGAAACACCCGAAACAAGACCAGCAAAAAGAAUUCAAAGUAAAAUCAUCUCCAGUUCAAAAUGGGGUUGAAAAUGGUGCCAGUGAAGACAGCGAAGGUGAUAAUUGUGAAAUAGAAGUUGAAAAACCGAAAUCAAAACUCAACAAAAAUAAAAACAAACGUCUAAACGAAUCUGCAAAUGUAUCUGAAAAAAUUUGUGUUGAGUGUUCGGAGGAUGUUCUGGAAACUGGUGCCGUGGGGACAAAUGACCCCAAACGGUCUGCAAUACCUGUGAAAAAAAGUGGUACCGACACGCCCAUUUCAGACAUAGGACAACUAGAAAAGUAAAAAUGACAGCAAUGAUGAAUGCCAGUCAUUAUGAUUGAUUACCAAACUGUAAAAUUAAUAUUGACCAAAAGCUAUAAUUACCUUUCACCAAAAAUUCACCUAAUGUUUGACAUUGAUUAUCAAUUUUUUUAUAAAAAGUAUCGUUCAUCGUUUUUAUGGAAAAAAUCGUGGUUCACUGGUGAAUCGUUUCGGCCUUAUAUAGUAAUGCUGUAUAUCUUACCCGCUUAUUCCACAGUAAUCGCCAGUUUUAAAGAUUAUUAUGUUUUCAUACUUUGCAUAAUCAUAAGUUUAUAAAUUGAAAAUAGCUUUCAUUACCACAACUCCAUCUCAUUUCAUUUCUGUACCACUGGUAAAAUUGUGUUUCUUCCUGGGGAGACUCAUAGGUCAUCCAUGCACAUUUAAAAAAUGAUGGUAUAGCCUUAUGAAAGGUUAAUGUUUUUUUUUUUUGAACAAUACUUUUAUUCAGGAUAUCUGAAUGAGAUUUGAGAACAUUCUUAGUGGAUGUAAAACGCCUCUCCCUGAAAUGUUAAUGAGGCUCUUAUAUUGUAUUUUCAUCAUUCAUCAGGCCAGACAUGGAUCUGAAAUUCUAUGCAGAAUAUUUUUCUGAAAAUGGUAACAAUGCUGAAUGGGAACAAUGUUUGGCACCUAGGCAGCUGAUAAAAAUAAUGUGGUUGUGCUAUUUUUCCAGGUGCUUUUUGUAUUAUUUAUCACAUUUUGUUUUGAAAUUUACAUCAUUUAAUCGAUCAUUCAUAAUACAUCACUCAUUUACUAUAGAUUGAUUUAUUGUCAAUUGUUUGUAUAAAGUGUCUUGAUGUCCGAGUGGGCAUAUUCCCGAUAGGACGUUUGCCCACUUGUGUAGGACAUGUCCGGUAUAUUUGGCAAAAUAUAACCCAUAUCAUGUUCAGGGGGGAUGUUAGGUGUCUUAAGAAAGAGGGUCUAUAACCCCGUUUACAUUACAAAUUUUAGGCGGGCCAGGUGGGCACGGCACGGUUGAUGUUUUUGUAGUGUAAAUGGGUCAACAUAAGCGUGCCGUACUGAAUACCACUAUAAUUGUUUUCAUCCUGGUAAUUUGCAAAGGGACUGAAAUUCAUUUUUCUGUGAAGAGUUCCACAUUUUGUGCACAUGUACCUGACACGGUUCUGAGACAGGUUAUUUUAGAGUUAUGUAAACGGGUCAAUUACUUGAAAUUUAUCGUGGCCUGGUGCCGUUCUCCGGCACGCUUAUCACGGCCAAGUGUAAACGGGGCUUAUGUUUGUGUGUAGUAUAUUUGUAUCUCUAUAAUACUUGUAAUUGUGAUAUAAAUCUCAACAAAUUUAGUGCUUCUGCUAAAAAUAAAUAUAUAAAAAUAAAAUCAA
Patella vulgata (common limpet) is the source of this 3251-nucleotide messenger RNA. Its product is annotated as chloride channel CLIC-like protein 1. Bases 175 to 1896 code for a protein of 573 amino acids. Lineage: Eukaryota; Metazoa; Mollusca; Gastropoda; Patellidae. Gene Ontology annotation, cellular component: endoplasmic reticulum; membrane. The record is from RefSeq and is a predicted model, not a curated record. Gene Ontology annotation, molecular function: chloride channel activity. The transcript has 8 exons.